Diaporthe citri is the source of this 1296-nucleotide messenger RNA. RefSeq lists its product as uncharacterized. Gene Ontology annotation, cellular component: Golgi apparatus; TRAPP complex. The transcript has 4 exons. NCBI's taxonomy places the organism in Eukaryota, Fungi, Ascomycota, Sordariomycetes, Diaporthales, Diaporthaceae. The record is from RefSeq and is a predicted model, not a curated record. Bases 1 to 1296 code for a protein of 431 amino acids.
AUGGAUCAAUCACAGACUUUGCCGAUACGCGGGCACGUUCGGAACAAGUCAUCCACGGGCAGACCAAUGAGGCCUCGGUCCUCGACUAAAGGUCCACUCGAUGUAGACGACGACCCCCUGGCUUCGCCCCUGUCUCCUCAGCAGGCGAAGCAUCUGGUUCCAUCUCGCCCACUCUCUCAGCGGGGCAGCCCACGAGUUUCUAUCGACAGACCUCACCCAUCUCCUCGUUCACCAGGCCCCCGCCGGGUUGCUAGCCCAGCCAUUCUCCCACCCAAAGACUUCUCCUACCUGCUGCGUCCUGAAAUUUACCAUCCCUUGACGCCAGUCACAAUCCCGCCUCCCUUCCGCAACUCAAGCAAGCAGCCGCCUCCAGAUUCACCGAUAGAUGAGCUGCUUUCCAGGGGCCACUUCCGUGCCGCGGCCAUCGCAGCCGUUCAGGCGCUGACCGGCACCGCGGGCCACCCUGCCCCAGCACCCACGGACUAUGCCAGGAUCUUCGAGCUGCUCUACGUGCGCCUAUCAUGCCUGACGCUCAUCGAUGCUACUCAGAUUGCAGCCCAAGAGGUCCGAGCCCUCGAGGAUGUCAACAGUGCGAUAUACAUGGACGAGAUAUCCGGCACACACCUCGUCCCCUGGGACCUGCGUGUCCUCAUCGUCCGCCUGCAAGCCAUGGGCUUCGGUGAUCCCAGGAGGGCCAUCAUGAGCUACUACGAUCUUGCCAGGGAGGCACGAGCUGAGAUAGCGACUGCAUUGACUAAUCACGAUAAUUCGGCCAGUGAGGUCUGGAAGGACCGCCUGGUGGACUUGGGCAUGAAGGUCGCUGGCGCAAUGGUUGAGAUGGAUGACCUGGCGGGUGCGGCACAUCAUCUCGCAGGUCUAAAAAGCCGCCCAGAUGGCAAGCUGAACAUGGCCAAGGCGCUUCUGUGGCUGCAUCUUGGGAACACCGACGCUGCCAGGCUGUGUGUCAAGGAAGGGGAGUCCGGAGACAGGAUCAUAUCAGCCUUGUGCGGUAUGGCUGAUGGCGAGUACGAAACUGCUCUCUCAACAUGGAAGGAGCUACGAGACGAGACGGGUGAUGAUGAGAUGAUUGCAGUCAACUUGGCUGGACGUGAGAUAUUGGAGAGCCUGGUUGACAGUGGUUUCUCCUCGCACACACUCUUGUUCAACCUGGCGACAAUAUUCGAGCUUUGUACCGACAGGUCCCGAAGCUUGAAGACUAAGCUCGUGGAACGAGUGGCUGCGAUGGAGCCGUCGACAUCAGGGUGGGAAAGGGCAAACGGUGACUUCAAACUCUGA